Molecule: messenger RNA, 2070 nt
Organism: Adineta ricciae
Lineage: Eukaryota; Metazoa; Rotifera; Eurotatoria; Adinetida; Adinetidae
Source: the annotation of a GenBank genome assembly
AUGAAAUCUCAACAAAACCUUCAACGAUCCGGCACAACUAAUGACAGAGUCCGCUUAAAUACAACAAUAGAAGAUGUACCUGCCAGUGUUUAUAUCAAAAAUUUUGCGAAUAAUGUAUUUCGAACGCUUUCACUAUCGAUCUGUCUUGGUUGCAUGAUAUUUCUGAUUUUCCAAGCAGUUCAUGCGUAUUUUCAAUAUCCAACUCAAACGUCUGUUUCAUUUAUCGUCGAAUGGCCUCAAGCAUUUCCUGCAGUUACAGUUUGCAACUAUUCUCCACUGCGAUACGAUCGAUUUAUUGAACCAUUUCUUAACUACACGAAUACAUUCAAUUUAACGAGUACUUCUAAUGCGACAGAAAUCACCAAAGAACAUGGUCGAUUUAUUCGCAAAUUUAUAGUUUAUAAAGUUAAUCGAAAUGAAUCAAUAAUGGAUUAUUUCUACUCUCUUGACACUAUGAUGAUAUCAUGCAUGUACAAUCAUGUACCGUGCACCGUGGCUGAUUUUACCUGGUUCCUGUCAUCACAAUACGGCCUCUGUUAUACAUUUAACGCCAAACUGAAACCUUCUCUGAAAAAGCCUGUCAGGGAGAACUGUGAGAGCGGUUCGUUCGGUUCAUUUGAAUUACGAUUCUAUGUGCAUCAACAUCAAUAUGUACCGUAUUUAUCUAAUGGUAUUGGUAUGGUUGUAUCAGUGCAUGACAAUGGGCAGAUGCCAAACAUUGAAGCAGUUUCAAGACAAUUAGCACCUGGACAACAUCAUCGAUUAAGUUAUGUGAAAAAGAUCAGUUCAUUUUUGCCUAAACCUUAUACAACGUGUACUAAUAAGACAAGUGCUCGAUUGCAAACGCUGCUCGAAGAAUAUCAUGAUACGGAUUAUGGAUAUUCGCAACUUCCCUGCUUUUUCGCUUGCCUGCAGGCCUAUACUUAUGAAAGGUGUGGCUGUGGAAAUCCUUUACGCUGGGCAACUCGUUCGAUUAUUUUACCGGGUACAAAUCAGAAAGUAAAUAUCUCACUCUGUGACGUUGACAAUCCAUGCUAUCGUCGUGUAGCAAAAGAUCUUAUGAAUAUAAAAGAUAUUCGGACGAAUUAUUGUAAUGACUGUGCACAAGAAUGUUUUGUGUCUCAGUAUUUGAUCAAAUCGAGUUCUGUCUUAGCGCCGCCAUCUUAUUUAAUGCAUGAUAUCAAACAAUUCGUCGAAGAAUCGUCGAUUCCAUUACCUAGCAAUUGGUCAACAACGUGGAUGUCAGAAAUACGAUCCAGUUAUGUUUCGCUAAUGAUUGCCUACGAAUCAGCGCGAACAGAAGUAUAUGCACAGCAGCCAACAAUCAGUUUCGUUGAUGUUAUUUCUAAUGUUGGCGGACAGACUGGCCUUUGGAUUGGUAUUAGCUUUUUCUCCAUAGUGGAAAUCGUGGAACUGAUCUAUCGAAUGUUGUUUUUUGAAUUACCAACAUCGAAGUCACGUCUUCUAGAACACAACACAUCGAGCGCUGAAGAGCAAUGGAAACAUCUUUUCAGUGACAUAAACCCAUACACAUCAAGCAAACUCACGGUUGCUGGCGUUUUCUACAUCAUUCUGGCGAUAGUUGCUAUCGCAAUCGAUAUUCGGCUGAUAAUUGACGUCGCAUAUUUUCCGUUCUCUGGUUUGUUAUAUGGAGUUUUUUUGAUAGCACUGGGUAUUCUUACCAUCAUACUCAGCCGUCAGCAAGUUUAUGUGUUAACAAAUUUAUUUAUCCUUGUAUUUUUCCAACUAUUGAUUACAAUCGCUACUCUAGUUGUCAAAGUUCUUGCAGUUUUGGACACUAUAAACGACUCACAUGGUGGUUGUUCACACUUCUCCGAUUAUUGUGAUCGAAGUGAACAAGUAGUCUUACAGAUCACAAAUAUAGUUCAUUGUGUAAUUGUAUUUUGUUUACUGAUUACUACGUUCAUUCUUAUCACACGAGCACGUCAAACAAGUACGACACAAAGAACUGUUAAUUAUGUAGCAUACGUUCCACGAAACUAUUCGAUACCAACUUCAUUUCAAAAUCCGUGUGCAACAAUGAAUGACCAGCAGUCAAGUUCGGCAUAA